This is a messenger RNA of Cyprinodon variegatus (sheepshead minnow), 1991 nucleotides long. RefSeq names its product prolyl endopeptidase (gene prep). NCBI's taxonomy places the organism in Eukaryota, Metazoa, Chordata, Actinopteri, Cyprinodontiformes, Cyprinodontidae. Gene Ontology annotation, cellular component: cytosol. The record is from RefSeq and is a predicted model, not a curated record. The coding region runs from base 57 to 1991 and encodes 644 amino acids. Gene Ontology annotation, biological process: proteolysis. The transcript is spliced from 13 exons. Gene Ontology annotation, molecular function: serine-type endopeptidase activity; oligopeptidase activity.
GUUGACUGUGUGUGUAACGGGGAGCAUCUCCUCUCAGGCUUUAACGCUACGAGUGAAUGAUUCACAGGUUCCGCAAAGUCAUUUCAAAGCCUCUGCUGCAGUCACUGUGCAAGUUUUCUGUGUUGCGCCAUUCUCGAAAUCUUACGUCCAAAAUGGCUUUUCAGUAUCCCCAAGCUUACCGCGAUGAGGCUGUUGUGGAUGACUACCAUGGCUGCAAAGUACCGGAUCCGUACAGCUGGCUGGAGGAUCCAGACAGUGAGAAGACACAGGCAUUCGUCAAUGCUCAGAACCAGCUUACGUUGCCAUUUUUAGAACAGUGUGAGGUCCGGGAUCUUUUCAAGGAGCGCAUGACUGAGCUGUACGACUAUCCAAAGUAUAGUUGCCCGUUUAAGAGGGGAAACAGGUACUUUCACUUUUACAACACGGGUCUUCAGAACCAGAGUGUAAUGUAUGUGCAGGAGAGUUUAGACGCUGAACCCACUGUCUUCUUGGAUCCAAACACAUUUUCUGAAGAUGGCACUGUUGCUCUUCGAGGCUAUGCAUUUUCUGAGGAUGGAGAGUACCUGGCCUACGGCACCAGUGCCAGUGGGUCUGACUGGGUAGAAAUCCACUUCUUGCGAGUGGAGGGCGCCGUAGAGCUGGAGGACCGCCUUGAGAGGGUCAAAUUUAGCUGCAUGUCCUGGACUUAUGAUGGGAAGGGACUUUUUUACAAUUCAUAUCCCGAACAGGACGGAAAAAGUGAUGGCACUGAGACCUCCACAAAUCUGCAUCAGAAGCUUUACUAUCACAUCCUGGGGACUCCACAGUCUGAGGAUGUGCUUUGUGCCGAAUUUCCUGACCACCCCAAAUGGAUGAGUGGGGCUGAGGUAUCAGAUGAUGGGCGCUAUGUGUUGCUGUCAAUCAGAGAAGGCUGUGAUCCGGUCAAUAGGCUUUGGUAUUGUGACCUGCAGACGACAUCGCAGGGCAUAACUGGACUUUUGCCCUGGAUAAAAUUAAUCGAUAACUUUGACGCGGAGUACGAAUACGUCACCAACGAGGGAACAUUGUUUACCUUUAAGACCAAUUUAGACGCCCCGCGUUACAGACUCAUCAACAUCGACUUUGCCUCUCCUGAUCAGAGCAACUGGAAGGAGCUGAUCCCCCAACAUGACAAAGAUGUCAUUGUAUUUGCCACCUGCACGUACUCCAGCUUUCUGUUUGUGUGUUUCCUCCACGACGUCAAGAAUGUCUUGAAGAUGUAUCGUCUGAGCUCAGGAGAGGAGCUGAGAACCUUCCCUCUUGAUGUGGGCUCUAUAGUGGGUUUUACAGGAAGGAAGAGAGAUUCAGAGAUCUUCUAUUAUUUUACCUCCUUUUUAUCACCAGCUAUCAUAUACCAUUGUGACCUAACUAAGGAGCCUCUGCAGCCUCAUGUCUUCAGAGAAGUUACUGUCAAAGGCUUCAACCCUGCAGACUACCAAACAACUCAGAUCUUCUUUCCCUCUAAGGACGGCACGCAGAUACCCAUGUUUAUUGUACACAAGAAAGGAAUCAAACUGGAUGGCUCCCAUCCAGGUUUUUUGUAUGGCUACGGUGGCUUUAAUAUCUCCAUCACACCGAGUUACAGCGUCUCCCGACUCAUCUUCGUCAGACAUCUUGGUGGUGUUCUGGCUGUCGCCAAUAUUAGAGGAGGGGGGGAGUACGGGGAGACCUGGCACAAAGCUGGCAUGCUUGCAAACAAGCAGAACUGUUUCACAGACUUCCAGUGUGCAGCUGAGUAUCUCAUCAAAGAGGGAUACACGUCACCUUCUAAACUGACGAUAAAUGGAGGCUCUAAUGGUGGCUUGCUCGUUGCUGCCUGUGUAAACCAGCGGCCUGAGCUGUACGGCUGUGCUGUAGCUCAAGUGGGCGUCAUGGACAUGCUGAAGUUCCACAAGUUCACAAUCGGCCACGCAUGGACCACAGACUUUGGCUGUUCUGAAGACAAAGAGCAGUACCAGUGGCUCAUUAAGUAA